ACUAUUUAAAAACUAAUACAGUAUUUUGAUUUUAUUUAGGUGUGGACCAUGUCUUGCAAUUGCUCCGUUCUUUGAACAGCUUCCAAGCAAAUAUCCAAAUGCAGUUUUCUUAAAGGUUGAUGUGGAUAAAUGUCCAUCAACAGUAGAAACAUACAGUGUUCGAGCCAUGCCCACCUUUAUUUCUAUGAAAAAUGGAUUAAAACUUGACACAGUUCAAGGAGCCAAAAAAGACGAUAUCAUAGCUAUGAUUGAUAAACACUAUCCUUCAAACCAAGGACAAGCUUCAUCAGGAGUACCGGGGCACAUGGAUCUGUCCUCCUUUUUUUCAAAGUCUGGUUGUGUAUGUUUAAAUCAGAGUGAUGAGACUGAUUUGGAAAACUGCCUGAGGUUGGGUGAUGGAACAUAUCUUGAAUCUGACUGUGAUGAACAAUUAUUAAUCUCUUUGGAAUUUUCCCAAAAUGUUAAAAUCCAUUCUAUAAAAUUGCAUGGACCAGCUGACAAAGCUCCAAAGACAGUAAAACUCUUCAUCAACCAACCUCACCAGAUGGACUUUGACCAAGCUGAGCGGAAUGAUCCUGUACAAAAACUGGAGCUAACAGAAGAUGAUGUGAAGGAAGAUUGUGUAAUUCCUCUCAAGUUUGUGAAGCUACAGAAUGUGAAUAAUUUAACAAUAUUUGUGAAGGACAACUUGGGAGGAGAAGACACAUCAGUGAUCGAAUACCUAGGCUUGAUUGGCUCACCUGUAUCUACAAUAAAAAUGGAUGAAUUUAAAAGAGUUGCAGGGAAGAAGGGAGAAAGCCAUUGAUAGAAUCUAAUCUACAUUCUGGAGUUGAAUUUGUUUUAAAAAAAAACCCAUUCCAAUACAUUAUAUUACUUGCAAUGGUUACCUUUUAACAUAACUCGUUUAUAUUCAAACAAUAAUUUUUAAUACAAAAUCAGAACAAAGUGGAACAUUAAUAUACUGAAUAGCUUCAGUCCAAAGUCAAUGGUUAAUAAAACAAAUAGGACCUGCCAAGGACAACAUGCCCUUUUGGCAAAAUGCCAAUAGCAAGGUUGUUCCAGUUGAAAGUG
Messenger RNA from Anneissia japonica, 1071 nucleotides. RefSeq names its product thioredoxin-like protein 1. The transcript is spliced from 7 exons. Lineage: Eukaryota; Metazoa; Echinodermata; Crinoidea; Comatulida; Comatulidae. Bases 167 to 805 code for a protein of 212 amino acids. The record is from RefSeq and is a predicted model, not a curated record.